AUGUGGAACAUAUUUUCUAACGAAGACCUUUCAUUGCACAUAGAAAAAAGGGAAGAAGAAAGUUCAGAAAAAAAAAUCACGAAAAAAAAAGGGCUCGAAACGGAAAGCAACAAAAAUGGACUCACCAAGUCAGGAUCCCAUGGUUCCCCCAUCUCCAAUCAUAACAGCAAAAUAACGAACAAGGCAUAUGAGAUCAAAAUAAAGGAAUUGAGAAAAAAUUUCAGAAAAAAAUACAGGAUAGUGCGCACACAAUUAUUGAAGAUAAUAAAAAUUGUGAAGCAGUUUCCUGAGGUGGACGCAGAGGCAGAAGAGGAGGAGAAGAAGAAAGGCAGCAAGGCGGAAAAGGGUCAGGCAGAAAAGGACAAAGUUGAAAGGGACAAUGUUAAAGGGGACAAAGUUGAAAGGGACAAUGUUAAAAGGGACAAUGUUAAAAGGGACAAUGUUGACAAGGGAAAAGGCGGAAAGAGAAAGGAAGAGGGAAAAGGGACCACUAACGGCACCACCCCCGACGACAGUAACAACCAAACUAUAAUGGUCCAAGCGGAGUUCAUCAAAAAACUAAACAAGCUAAUCGAAAAAAUUGAUGUAGAAAAAUUGAAGACAAAAAAAAGGAUAAAAGGGAAGCAGAAUAAUAAGGGCAAGAAUGAAGGGGAGGGCUUAAAAAAUAAACCAGGCAAACAAACGUUCACCUCGAAGCCUUCUGUCUCAUCUCCAAAAAAUGAUUUACACAAAAGUAAUAUAAACGUAGUGAAAAAAUUUCCGAAAAAAAAUAUCCCCCCCAAAUCAGCAAAAAAUUUCCAAUACUUUAGUCCUCAAGAUAUGGGUGAAAAUACAGGGGGGAUGAUUUCACUACAGAAUGAGCAAAACAGCUUGAAGAAUGAGUACUUUCAAAAUGGCGGCAUGAAUGUUUACAGUAAAAACAACAACGAGGGGAAUAUGUAUCACGCCACGGAUGACACAGUAGUGACGGACUUUUAUAUGUACUCUUCUACACUGAAUGCGGGUUCGAUUCAGAAGACGAAAAAGUCACGCUGGCUGGGGGAUAACAUGAAUCAUGCCGUCACGAAUUAUAACGGUGUGUACGACGGGAACGGUUAUAACAAUUUUGGAGGCAAUAACUAUGGCUAUUGGGCAGGAAAUUACGACUACGCCGGGGGAAGCUUUAACUACAACUACGGAAGUUACAACUAUAACGGUGGAAACUACGCGAACGGAAGCUACAACUACGAAACGAAUAAUAACGCACCGUUCAGAGCUAAGGGAAAUCACUUCGCUGGAAAUAGCAACCAAGAAAAAGGUGCAGCAAACAAAAGCUUCUUUCAAAACAUGGCGUCCGCAUCUUAUACGCAGAGUUUCAAGGGUGGGGUACCCCAACAUUACGAGCCCCAGAAUUUGCAAAACGUAGCGGACGGGUACCAGACACAAAACAGAAACAAGAAACGUAAUAUGAACAAUAAAAAAAAGGGCUACAAGUUUGCCAAGGAUGAAAAGAUUAGGGGCUUACUACGCACAGCAACGAGUGAAAACGAUUUGGUGAAGGCCAUCGGCUUUGCUAAGGAUGCAGGUCUCCAUUUUGAGGCCAAAUUGGGCAGCAAAAAGCUUAACAAGCUCAAGUUGGAAGGGGAAGAGGGGGCUUCUUUGGAGGUUUGA
Molecule: messenger RNA, 1650 nt
Organism: Plasmodium coatneyi
Lineage: Eukaryota; Apicomplexa; Aconoidasida; Haemosporida; Plasmodiidae
Exons: 1
Coding region: 1-1650 (549 amino acids)
Source: RefSeq, a predicted model, not a curated record